Messenger RNA from Paramecium tetraurelia, 246 nucleotides. RefSeq lists its product as uncharacterized. The transcript has a single exon. The record is from RefSeq and is a predicted model, not a curated record. NCBI's taxonomy places the organism in Eukaryota, Ciliophora, Oligohymenophorea, Peniculida, Parameciidae.
AUGAGAGGAGUAAUAAUGAUAAUAAUAGCAAUAAUUAGAGGAAGGGAAGAAUAUCGAUUUCAUAACUGUUAUGAAGUUAGCUAUAAAAACUGUUUAAAUUGGCAAGCAAAUUUCUUCAGACAAGGAGUCAAAGCUCAUAUUGAUUUUCAAGUUGUAUCAGCUAAUUUAUUGGAAUAUUGCUAAUUCAUAAGCUAUAAAAAGCCUCCUUUGCCUAUUAAUUUUGAUUUAAAUGAAUUCUUAUAGUGA